Cladophialophora immunda is the source of this 1085-nucleotide messenger RNA. RefSeq lists its product as uncharacterized. Bases 603 to 1028 code for a protein of 141 amino acids. Lineage: Eukaryota; Fungi; Ascomycota; Eurotiomycetes; Chaetothyriales; Herpotrichiellaceae. The transcript is spliced from 2 exons. The record is from RefSeq and is a predicted model, not a curated record.
GCAACGCCUAUCGAAAGACAGCCUUUCUCCUAACCUUUUCCUCCCUAUAACUGAUCAACAAACUAAAUGUUGCGAGGAUAACCACACUAGGAGCACAAGCGGUCUCAUGCCAUCUCCGCCACAACUGUAACGAGCAUUCGACCCGUGAGCAAUGAAAGGCAACGUAUUCGAGCCAGUACCUUGAUGCCGCCGUGAGCUUGUUCUGCGCACUGACUGUUAGCAACAGUGAAAGAUCGAUCACCAAAGACGAUUCACCUUCCCUCUAAACAAAUCCUCCGAAUCCGUUCACGAAACAGGGCGGACACGUCUUUGUUUGUAGUUGAGAAAUGCUACGCGACACUCGGCGCAAAUCGGACAAUGAGGGCUGAAUGGACAAUCAGAAUCGCAAAAUGGAACAAUAACUUUCCAGUCUCGUGGAAUCAGUCUCGCCCACGCCUGUUCCGAAUUCCUUGGCUUGUGUGGCAGCAUCUGAAAAGCGAUCAAGAGGCUUCGGAAGCUUGGGACCUAGUUUUUGACGUUUGCCGGGUUUUCUGGCUCGACCGGCAAUGCCAGAUUCAUCUGCUGCGCGCUUGUUUCGGGCUGCCAAAAUGUCAUCAUAAGUCAUGAUUUUUGGCACUUCCGACCACUGUGGACCUGGUCGAUACUCGCGUCUUUUUUUCAUUGUUUUGCUCGAACAGCUUCUUGUUCUCCGCUCGGAGGAGCGCACAGUCAGCACGCGACUUUUGAACUGCAUUGUGGAACUUGGCGAAUCGUCGUUUGACAGGGCUGUCAAGAUCACCGAUAUCCUGUUCCAGUUUCUUGCUCAGCAAUGUGAUACCCUCAGAAGUGGUAGGGGUAGUCAGCAUGUCAUUCGGCGAUGGAGGUGCUACAUUCACGGUCUGCGUCCGAGGAUCAGUUGCCUCGGUGAGUGGUGGCUGGAUGUCAUUGGGCCCCCGGGCCGGAUUAAACGGGUGGAGGCCCGCCUUGCACCAAGCGGACAUGAUGUUUCGAGGUGUGAAGGCUUCGUCGCGUGCCCGGCUGUAAAGUAGGAUGAAGUGCUGCUUGCCUACGGUGUUAGCACCGCCAUGAUACAAGUUCUCGACCUG